Cinara cedri is the source of this 10762-nucleotide messenger RNA. The record is from the annotation of a GenBank genome assembly. NCBI's taxonomy places the organism in Eukaryota, Metazoa, Arthropoda, Insecta, Hemiptera, Aphididae.
AUGAUUAAUUUGCAAAUUUCCUGCUAUGAUAUUUCGCAGGUUUGUUCAGUCUCUAAUGAACAUAAUUUCGAACAACUAUGGGACGACCAAAACAGUAAACGUAAAAUUGGAUCAUCGGAUUCGUUUGUUGAAGAGCAUAGCGACCGUGUCCCUUUAACGUCCUGCAGUAAUAAUAAUCGGCCGACUGUCCCAUUUGCAGAAGGUAAAACUAUAAAUAAGUUAUCGGUAUCUAAGACGAAUUCGGUUUAUUUGAAAACACGAUGUAUUGUCUGUAGGCACGCAAUUAUCGAACUUCGGACAAGAAUUGUUUUUGAAUCUGACACGGUGCACCGAAGGUGAAGAAUGGAUCAAAGCGGACGCGAACACGUGCAAAGAAAUUCCAUGUUUAGAAUUUUUAAAAACACACGCGAUUGAAAUUGGACGUUUGCAUUUUGUUGUCAAAAACUACAUAAACUCCAUUCAAAAAAAUUGUAGUCGUGUUAUCAAAGCCCUGAGGUUUGAUUUAGAGACGGAAAUCGAUUCAUAUUAUGUGUACGUGAACAUAUGGGUAAGUAUAUAAAUAUAUAUAAUUAAUUAUUCCCAUCGAUUUUUGUGAUUUGAGAUUCUGAGUGGAAUGACGAAAAUACCAUAUAGUUACUUAAGUGAUUUGUUGUACAAUAUGAUAUGAUAUAAUAUGAAUGUGUUUUUAGUAACAGUGAGUACCGACAUAAACCGGUAUCGGUCGAUAUUGAGAUUAUCGCGGAAUAUCGGAUAUUGAGUUGUUUUUUUUUUUUAAUCGAUAUUUUCCAAAAAAAUUUCCAUAAUUUCUCUGGAACACAAAAAAAGGCAUUCAUUCCCAAGUGUUUGACACCCAUAUAGCUGACAAAUAAACCAGUUUUGUUGGUUAUUAAAAAUUUCCCCACUUCCCCCGACAUCCUGUUUGCCGAGACACGUAAAUCGGUUUCAUAAUUAUUUUAAAUUAAUAUUAUUGAUGUUGUUAUUAUUAUUAUAAGACAUUUUUUUUUCUCUGCCUCUCUUAGUUCUCUCUCAAUAAUCUCUCUUAAUCCUUUAAAACAUUCGUUGUUUUUCUCUUAGGUUAAAUUUACAUAAUGUACCUGUACAUUUAUUUGAAUAAGAUCUGCUCCCCCAGCACAACCUUUAGCUCAUGAGGGUACAGCAGUAUUGUAAACAAUAUUUACUUCUUAAAAUGUGUGUCUAUAAAAAUAUUAUUGUUACGAUAAAUUAUCACUAUAAUUAUUGUAUAGGUACUGGUUAUGAUACUUCUGUUAUCAUUGCAUAAAAUUAUUUAAGACAACUUUUUUGUUAAAAUAAUCUAACAGGUUAUUUUAGAUUCUGAGUGAAGCGAGGAUAUUUUUUAAGAACAAAAGUGAUUUGUGUUUGCUGCACAAACUGAUGUUUUAAUAUAACAUGAUUCUAAUCACCUUUAUCUUCAAAAAUUAUCAUUUUUAAAUUCAAUAUUCUAUAGGCUUGAAUGUAUUCUAUUAAAUAAACAUAAUUAUCAACACAAAAUCAAUAUUAUCUACAAUAUAGCCCAUAGAAAUAAUUUCAAUUUAAAUACUAUUAAAAAAAAUUCAUAAACGUAUUAAAGAAAAAAUAAUAUACAACUCAUUAAAUAAUGUUUUUAACUAUUCUAGUACGAAAUAUCAAAAUGAUAUGUCUAACGAAUUCGCUUAAAUUUCUAAACAAAUAGUGCAAAUAAUGUAAAAAUCUCUUUUUAAGACUAAUAAUAAUUUAACCAAACAUAUAAACAAUAAAACUAAAAACUUCACGAAUAUCCUCUUUUUUUUUUUUUUUUUUGAAAAUGCUGUUAUGUAUAAACUUAAUUGUAACUGUGAUACAUUUUAUAUAGGUAAGACAUAUAGAAAUUUUAAAAUAAGUUAUAAAGAACACAUUUCUGAAUUAAAAUUAAAAAAGACUAUAAUAAUAUUUUUUGCAACUUAAAAUAAUAAUACAAUACUAAAUUGGACUCCUGUAUUGAGUAUCGCGUCCAAAACAAUGAUAACUAUAUAAACAGUAAGGUACUAAAAAUAGUGUAUUUUUACAAUUUCAGUUGCACAAAAUACUUGACGUAUCGGAAAAUUAUGAUAGUUUCCUGCAUACUACAUUCCCCCCUUUAGACCAUAAUGUUUUAAUAAGGUUUCAAUAUCUCGCGGAAGUUGUAAAAGCCGCCAAAGACAAACACGGGUGCAAUUUAAUAUCGUCGGUGGUCCGUACAAGUAUCUGCGAAGUCAAAAGUACAAUUAUGAAUACGGUAAACUAUUCGAAUAAGUAAUUAUUAUAUUUAUUUUUAAGUAAAUGUAAUAAUAUAAUAAGUAGUUGACAGAAAUGUACUUCGGUAAUGUAUAGAAAUACCGGGGGGGGGGCUGUUUUUUAAAACUAGGAAAAUAAAAAUGUUUAAACCCAUUAUUAGGUAUUGGGGUCGGAUUUAUUCUAAAAAAUAUUUGCUAUCGUAUUUGUCAUACAACGGAACCACUGUCACGCUACUAGUUAAGACUGUAGACUUAUACAAAUAGCAAUAUUUUACUUCAUACAUACUUAUACUUGAAUACCUACACAUAUACUCGUAAAAAUAUUGAUUUGAAAUUCGUUCGUUAUUUAUUUCAUUGUGCUACAAGCAACUAUUAUCGUCUUUCACUAGUUGAUCCCCCCCCCUCUCCCCCCCUCCCGACUACAUAUAUGCGUUACGCGUGCAUAAAACAAAACAGAUCUUGCACACUUUUCGAUUUUAGAUCACAAAGCCCAUACAAAAAAUGAUUGUCGAUUGGAUGACCGGUGACGAAAUAGCGGAUAAAUACGACGAAUUUUUCAUAGUGGAAACACUGGAAACGUCGUCUGAAAACGAUUGGGAUAAUACUCACACAUUAAGGUUAAUUGGCGAAAAAUAAUUAGAUUAUUAUGCUUAACAAACGCUGAGCAAGCAUAUUACGAUAUUAUUAUCUAUUUUAAUUACUGUUAUCCGUGUUGCCGGUAGUUCGAAGAACACGUUGGAUUUUCUCGGUAAAUAUGAGUUGAAUAAUAUUUACGAAACGGGCAGAAAUAUGAGAUUCCUGUUAAAAUUGCUCGGUCCUAAGUCGAACAUUAAAAUCGAUAAACUCAGAAAAAACGUGAAGACGUUAAACGACGAAGGUACACGGUACACUGUGCACGCUGUACAGUCUGAAACGUUCACGGUGAGAAAUACGAAGUUAAUUAUGUAUGUUUCCAGACGGAUUUCUAAUUAUGUUGACCGACAAUAACAGUAAGACAUCGACAAUGUUAUCUGACGCGUACGCCGAGUCGUGUGCCGUGUUAAUGGAAGUUUUGAUAAAUAAUUACGAUCUGUUUCUACACUUUGAAGGGUUCCGGAACUACAUGUUAUUCGGCCGUGGGGAUUUUUACGCGUACAUUAUAUCCCAGUUAGAGUAAAUUAUUGUUGAGACUUUAUAUGCCCGUUUAAGAAUUUACAUAAAACAAUUUUAUACAGACGACAUUUCGGAAACGACGAGAUGCACAAUUAUCAGUUGCAAGAAAUUAUGAAAAACGCGUAUAGCUUGACGUCCGCCAAAAAUGACAAUAUGAAAUUGUUUAAGAACCUGAAGUAUAGUAUCGAUUCUACCGGUAAACUGAACUGGAAUAGUUUCAAAUUCGAAUACAUAACAGACGAGCCACUAGAACGGGUGCACAGCCGUAUAAUAACGGCAAAACCCUUUAAACGCUAAUAAUUGUGUGUAAUAUAUUUCAGAUAUUCGCCCCUUGUUUUAACUACUAUGACGAUAUUUUUGAGUUUUUAUGGAAAUUGAAAAAUAUCGAUUGGAGUACCAAGAAAAUUUGGAAUGAAAUAAAUCAUUUUUUAAAGGAAUCGUGCUACAAAAUCGGUAAUUAAAUAAUAUACAUAUUUCAAUUUGGAAAUAUAGCGAAAAUCCACACAAUGAUAUUCCGGUUUUUAUAAUACGGCGUAUUAGUUGUAGAACUUCAAAAUAUUUAGAAACGUACUUUUGAAGUUUCAACCGUUUAUAAAAUUAUACUGUCUAAUUGAAAUAAACCUAUGCAUUUUUAUAAAUUACAUAGCACAAUAACGUCGUUUUAAGUAUCAUAUUUUAUAACUGUAUUGUAUUUAAAGUAGGGAUGAUUUUAUUACAACUUUAGUUUUUUUAUACGAAAAAAAACCCUUGCAUAACAUUCUCCGAAUUUAAAAAUAAAAAGCCGACCCGGGAUAAUGGAUGACGGGUGCAGCCACCGUUAUAGGUAAUUUGAAUUACCUGUAAGCAACAAUAAACCAUUGCUAACGAAAAAACGAUUCUGAGCGGAGUUCAGCUCAUAGUUGUGCUUUGUAAACAAUAUAUAUCAUAUUAUAGUAAAAUAAUUAAAUAAAUAUUAUAUAUUUCCUUUAAUAAUAUUUAUUUAAUGUUGUACCGAUUUUCCAAUUUUCCCUACGUUUUUCUCGGCUGUCCCGUGUUUUUUCCCGGUUUGUUAUAAUUGCUGGAAAAACUUUUGAAGAAAUCGAAACAUGGUCCACCCAAAGUACCUUCUCAAUCAGAUUUCCUUUCAGAAAAAGUGCUAUCACUGUAAAUUAGAGCGAAAUUGCUGGUAGAAAAGUUGCGCACAGAUAAUAAAAAAAAAAAAAAUGUUCGCUCCCCUCAGAAUCUAAAAUAUUUAGGUACCAAAUAAUUUAAAAAAACAAAUAAAUUAUUCACAUACAACCCGCUUUUAACAUCGAUUUUUUCAUCGGAAUAAUAUUGUAAUGUUUUUUUCAUUUAUUAAAACUAUUUAUAAAAAAACAAUAAAAUAUAACUAGAUACAACCUAUACAGAAUUCACAAAAAUUAAAAAUAUCAUAAAACAAAGUUUUUAACUAUUCAUACAGAUUAUAGCUGCAUCCGAGUUCCGUCUCAAAUGUGAAAUUUGAAUUUACGGAUAAACUAGUUCUUCCGUCCCAGGUUUUUAAAACGGAUAUACUAAUUCUUUCGCAUGUAAUUUAUUUAGUUACACGAAUUCCGUCCCUUUUUGCAUUUUCUACACUAUAUUAAUAUACUAUAAAAUCUACUACAGUAAAAAUUUUAUGAUAUUUAGAAGUGAAGAUAAUAUCGCUUCGGUUAUCUCACUAAAUAAUCGAAUUUAAUAAUACUUUAAAACUUUCCAGUCAUUAUUUGUGCGUUUCCUUGACUGGUUUUAUUAUUUUGUAUUGUAUGUAUAUAGUAAUAUUGUAAUACUUUAGUUAACCUUCUUUUUAUUAGGGUCGGAAUCGGUUUAUAAUACUAUUUUCACCGAGGACGGAAUUGUUAUAGAAAAAGUAGUUGGGACGGAACUCAUAUGCAACCCAUAUUAUAGGUAUUGAACCGUUUCGUGCCUUUUCGGUCUUUCAUCCAUGUACCCGUUCAUGAAUAUACGUAUACAUAAUGUAUAAAACAAUAGCAAAAAAAAUAUGGGCAUACUUCGCGCGAUGGGUGGACCACUGUUGUAGGUGAGAAGUUGGGAAUGUAGGAUAUAAAGGGGAUUUAAUUUAUAUCUAUACGCAACGAUAAACAAUUGCUAAAAAAAAAAGAGAAAAAACGAAGUUCUGUUAUACGUGUUUUCAAAGAUAGUAAUAUUUACGAUUUUUGUUAAAAUUAGAUAUUCUUAAAAAAAAAAAAAAAAAUACUAAGUAUGCACAUUAUAAAUACAAUUUUUUUUUAACCACAAAGCACGUUUUAUAAUGAACCUACUAUUCAAUUUCCAUGCAUUGCUGUUUAGUUUAACAAUUGUAUCCAUAAAAUACUUAUCGAAUACAGAUUACGUAAAAAAAAACACACUAAAUUAAAAUGUCUUUAAAUAGUUCAAAAAGAGCACACAUUUUUCAAAAUUUGACUACGUUUAGAGAAAGCAAAUAUAAGUUUUCGUCCAAAUUUUAAAUCUCUACGAAUAUUUAGGGCUGAAUUACAACAAAAAAUAAAAUUGAAUUUAAUAAAAGCAUUAUUUUCGCAAAUUUGUCCAUUCUUUCUAAGUUUUUUUUUUUUUGGAUUUGCUUAAAAAAACUACAUGAUAAAUCAAAAAUAAUUUUUAUAUUCACCAACUAAACUAUCUAAUGCAACAACAAAAAUUUCUUAUCGUUUUUUAUUACUGGAGCAAAAUUUCUGGUAGAAAACAUAAGUUACAAAAAUGUAAUAUUAUGAAAUCCUAUUAUGCUUUAAAUAGUUGUCCGUUUAUUCUUAAGUUUUUCCUAAGUUCUUUCUUGAUUUUUCUGAUUAUUAUGAAAACCGCUUGGAAAAUCAAAAAAUUACCCGCUUAAUGUAUCAACCAGAUAAGAUUUUCUUUUGGAAAAAACCCUCCACUUGAUACAUUGGGGCAAGAAUUCUGAUAUAAAUUGUGUACACGGUAUAAAAAAACAUAAAUAAAUAAAUAAAUAUCAUUGGAAAAUCAAUACAUUCCUCGCUAUGCUCCGAAUCUAAAAUGCCGAUACUGGUGCCACUGGUGUAGGUGAAAAGUCGGGGAGGUAGGAUGCAUAAAUUAUACAUCAUGUUUUGAAAUGCGAUUAUUUUUACGGGUUUCUCUAAUUUUAGUUUUAAAAUGCUAUAAAAAAAAACUACUACAUUACUCCGAACUUUUUUUUUACCACUUAAUUCACCUAAUUAUAAAAGUCGUGUCAAAUAUUCAAGCCCUUCUUCGACAUUUUACUACGUCUAGAAAAGAUCAAUAUGAGUAUUAUUUAAACAUUUCAAGUUUCUGCAAUUUUUUAACCAAAUUACAAAAAAAAAAACAAAAUUGAAAAUAAUAAAACCUUUAAUACUGUAAACAUUCUCGUUUUUCCUAUAUUUCUCUGGUUUUUUUCCAUUGUUGACAGAAAAAAAAUGCACAUAGUAAAACCAAUACGCAUUCCUUGCUGUGCUCAAAAUCUAAAUGUCGUGAACUUAUAUAAGUUUAAUUACUUUUUACUUAUAUACCUACUAUUAUAGGUUCGGUUAAUUUACGCAUUGAAUCAGACAUUUUAAAUCAUCUCUCUCCCCAUCUUGAAGAUGUAAAUGUUAAUGACACUAAAAUAUUGGUGACUAUAAUAUUAUGUGUAGGCAAAGUACUGAAUUCCGUCCUGAGAAACAUACACGUGUUACUAUGGAGCAUGAUGAAAUGCGUAAGCGAAAUCCAAAAUUCCACGUUUGAAAUGAUCAAGGACGAAUGGGAACUGUUUGAAAAUCAAUUGUUCGGAGCCGCCAACGUUAAAACGAUAACAAAUGCUCAUACGUCGUCUUUGGAAUCGAUUAAAAAAUUUGCGGACGACGCGUCUGUGGUAAAUUGCAUAAACCCUUUAAUAAAUAAGAAUUAUUUUAUUGUUAUUAUUCAAAACCGUAUCAAAGUAUCUUUUUACUGGACUAUUUCGUUUGGGGGGGGGGGCAAAUGUUGAAAACUACAAAUUAUAACCGUGAAAAUUUUAAAAACCAAAUUAUUUAUCAAACUGAAAAUAUAUCAAUUAUAUUUUGAAUUUAUACAUUUAGCUUAUACCAACUGUUAUUCCCUCUGUCAAGUAGAUACCAUAAAACAUCAAUAUUAAAAGUUUUAAUACAGUUUGAAUAACAUUUUUCUUAUCUCUUUAACUUUUAAAGGUCCGAGUGCCAGCGCGUUUUUUUUUUACUCAAAAACAUGCGUUAUAGUCAUAUUUUACAAGGCAUCGUGUAUAAUCGUCCGAUUAUUGAUUAUUUUUUUUUUUGUUAAAUUAAGGAAGGCUUCCUAUACCUACUAUAGCACUGAAAUCCGUUUUCAAUAUUUUAUUCUCGAACCGUAAAAUAUGCCUUUAAAAAAAUUCAAUGCGUUGAUAAAUUAUUAUUUGAAAUCAAAUAAAAAUUCGGCAUGCAAUCGUGGCUCUACAAUGAUGUUUGUCAAUAAUCAAAAAUAAAUGGUAAAUGCAAAGUAUUGCAUUUAUAAUUAGUUAUCCUAAUUCCCGGAACAACGUCAUAGUCGUUCAUAAAAACGGCUUAUAAUAAUUUCCUGGAUUGGGGAUAGCACAUGUUAUUAGUGCAGUACUAUCAUUAUUACCGAACAAAUGAUUUUUUGAUGAAAUUAAAUUAUACUUUAUUCAGCGAUGUAAAAUAUUAUUUUGUUGAAUGUGAAACUUAAUUUUAAAAAUGUCAACCCCCGUCCAUCCAUAAACCCCUCUGUGUGCGCCACUGAUAUAGACUAUGUUGUACUAUAUCUAUGUCUUAUACUUAUCUAUACCAUUCUCGUAUAACACCCUGCAAUUGUUAUCGAUUUCAGUCUUUGGACGCGUUUGUGAAAUCGUUGCAAAAAAACGUCGAAAAGUUCACAGAGAUUUUUCAAUAUUUCGUGGACACGUUAAAAUCGUCUCACCGGGAAGAACCGAAGACCGGAUCAAACGACGGUGGCGUACACGUCGAAAAGAUAAACACGUGCAUGGGCAAUUUAAGAGCUAUUAAAAACGUGUACGAGGUAAGACGAAAUAAAAUUUUAAUAGGUAAAUUGAACAAAGUCUAAUUAACAGCCGUACCUACGGACGUAAUUAUAAUACUAAUCAACUAAUCAUUUUCGUAAUUUUCGAGAUUUAUCGUUUACGGCCUUCGAGCCCAUUCCGAAUGCGUAAAACGAAUAAUAUUGUACGUUUUAGUUAUUAUGACGCAAAGAAAAUAAUUAGGUAUACAAUAUUGCUACGAUAUUGUCUACCCUCGGGUAGACCUAUAGGUGACGAAAUGCGUUUUAUACUUUUGUCAAAUAUCCAGGCCCGGUCACACGAACGUUCUGUAACGAUUUACAGAACCAUCAGAAUACUUACAGGCCUAUAAACUACAUUGGUUGUGUUAUUUACAGGCCCGCGAGUGGCUGUGACUUACAGAACGAAUUCGUAUCUGUAACUUCUUACGGAACGAUUUGCGAAUGUUACGGUCGGUGUUAUCAAUGUCGUUGCCGACAUUUCUGACGGUUUUCGGUUUUUUAAAAACUUGCGUAUUGCAAAUCAUACAUUUCUGGUGAUAAAAUUAGACUACAAAUAAGCGGCGAGACAAAUAUUUCGGAAAAACUACAAGGAUGGGCGGUGUUAAUAUAGAUACACGGAGAAAUAAAUAUAUUUAUGUACUAUUAGAAAUUGACACCGACAGGUGCUAUUUAAAUCGUUAAUUUGGCGAUUUGUUGAUAUUUAAUAUCACGUGUAUUUUGUCGAAAUUUAUUUCACAAUUUCGAAAAAUUACAUUUUUAUUGUAAACUAAAUAUUAUAUUAAAUUAUUAAUUAUUGUAAUAUGAAAAUGGUAGACGAGUAUCAGACGAGCCAUCGCCGCCCGGGAUAGAUCUAACCCGCUUAUAGAGUACGAUGAUGUCGGUUUCAAACAAUGAUUCGGGCAGGCACUAAACACUGCCUACCUACUAACCUAAUAUCGAAAUAUUCUACAAUUCAUUCAUAGAUCUGUAUUACUAAUCUAUGAACUGAUUAGGUACACAGCCAAUACAAUGAUCAUUAUUUAGUCAUCCAGCAUUCUAGUACUGCUUGAAUUCGAUUUAUCACACCUAAAGCGUGCAAAGGUACUUUCAUCAGCUAUCAGGUUGUUCGGGGUUAUCAAAUAAAAAUACACCGUUUAAACUUUAAUUCAUCCGGUAAUUGCGCAGGUUAUAAUUAAUUUAAUAUUAAUUACAGAUUCACUACACGUUAUUUCGGGUAACACUGUUACGUGUUACAGAGUCCGAAAUCAGACACUUCGCAUAGCGUUUAGCAAUUAAGAGUCUUAAGGCUGUUCUAAAAAUCUAAAAGAUUUCGCAGUCGAUUUUUUUUUUUUUCCAGACACAACUCCACGCCGUUUUAUCGAAACUCGCGGUCAGCAAAACGCGACAUUUGGCAUCACUGGCCUCAAAGAUCGACUUUAACGGCUAUUAUUCGUCAUUCGGUGUGUAUACAUAUACACCUAGGGGAUGGUGGGAAGAAUGUUGGAGGGGACUUUUUUUAUUUUGUUUUAAUACGAUACCAAAAUAUGUUAACAUUAUAUAAUUACUAAAACAAUUUUUACAGACGAUUGUAUCUAUCGAGCCGUACCCAUUGCACUUAUUGAAUGACAUUCACCUCAGCUUUCCGUGUGAUGUGCACCCACGACGUGUUGUUCGCAAUUAUAAUAAUAUGUAGUAUAAAUUGUGUUAAAAAUUGUAUUUUGCACCCAGUAUUUCGUUUCCACAUUUUUUUAUAAUUGUAUUGUUCAUUUUUUUUUUUUUUAUUUUCCCGUCAGUUUCCAAGUCUGAUAAAUAAAACCGAUAUUAUAGUUCGAUAUUCCUGGUGAAGCGUAUUUUUAUUCAUCAGUUUAUAAUCUAGUAGGGUGGCCAUAAUUCAAAAAAUAAGAAUCAAAACAAAAUAAUUUCAGCAAUACGAGUACAUUCAAAAUAAUAUUUAUUAGUAAUUAUAGUUUUUUUUUUUCUUAAUUUUUCAUAAUUAUGCGUAUAUAUCAACUAUUUUAAAUAAACUCGUACACCUUAGAUCAGCGAUUCCCAAAGUAUGUUCCGUGGAACAAUCACAAGGGUUCCGCCAGAUGUACGUGCAUAUCGAGUAAAUGAUUUUGUAUUAAACUUCGAAAAAAAAUAAAAGCAUAUAAAACACAGGAAAAAACACUAUCGAACAUUUGGAAAACCUCGAAAAAUCAUUAUCUCAGUACAUUCCCGAUAAUUAUAAUGACAUUGAUUUGGUACAAAAUCUUUUUGUGGACAAAAAAAAAAAAAAACCUGCCAUGUUAUCCGUGUUUGAAUUUGAAAACCUUAUUGAAAUUAAGAGUAUGUCUUCCAUAAAACAUAAAUUUGAAUCCGGAUCUUCAAAACGAGUUUUGGAUUGGACUUAA